UCUAAAUUCUGCAGUUUGAACAAACAACAAUUGUGCCACCGUGCAGAACAUAUAUUUUUAGUUUGCAUGGUGCACACGGAAACUCCCGGAGAGGCCAGAAUAACGCCGUUCUGCGGUUGAAAUGUACUGGCUCCAGAUGGGGUUAGCGUCUCCAUUCCAGUCGCCAUGCCGAUUGUUCUUUGUUACAUUUGCAUUGCCGCAAAAGACGCGUCUGAGAUCUGAGUUAAAACCCGGCUAGAGUUUGGAAUACGGCGAAAACCUGGAUCCCAUUCUUAUUGUGUAUCUACUCCCCUGGUGAAUUGUGAUUAGCGUAAAAUGUAUAGCGUUAUUUUCAUACUGGAGAAGUGUAACGUUAUGGCCUUUGCUUUAGUGAAGUCCCCAUACAUUUACCACACCACUGUUUUUGUCCAGAAUAUAGCUCCAGGUUGAGUUAUCCACAUUAAUCAAUAAGUGUAGGCCUUACAUUAGCCACUCCUUUGGUCCACUUCAGAGGAUUGCAUACAUUUUUCAAAAUUAAUUAAUUUGACCAACCUAUUUGGUAUUUAUAAAUGUAUUUCUCUUGCAACCAACAGCCUAUAUCUAUAAUGAUCAUGUUGUAAUAAUGUAAUGAUAAUCUCUAAGUAAAAAUAGGUAGCCUACUGAUCUUGUAAAUAGCAUUGGUUCCUUAUCUUCCAUGACCCUUUAAACUUUUGAAAGUUUUGAUUUCAAUAAAGCAAAUGAUACACGUUACAAACGUUUGUAACACUAUCCCUUAAUCCUUUUCUUUAAUUUUUUUAUUGUUGAUUGUCAUAAUGACGGAGCAAACACCAGAGGAGUUUAUCUGGUGUGAGGACUGUGGGCAGUAUCAUGACUCUGAGUGUCCAGAGCUGGGACCAGUAGUGACUGUACAGGACUCAUUUGUUCUCAGCAGAGCUCGGUCCUCUCUGCCGGAAAAUCUGGAGAUCAGACAGGUGCCAGAUGGAAAGGAGGGAGUGUUUGUCCUACGACGGUUGGUCAAUAGGACCAGGUUUGGACCGUUUGAGGCUAAGAGGGUGUCCCACCUGGACAAAGGCCUGUUUCCUCUGAAGGUGCUUUCUCAACAUAUGGUGCUAAUUUUAUGGAGAAGAUGUAUAUGUCUUUAACAGUUGAAGUUGGA
Messenger RNA from Salvelinus sp. IW2-2015, 1135 nucleotides. Its product is annotated as PR domain zinc finger protein 15-like. The record is from RefSeq and is a predicted model, not a curated record. NCBI's taxonomy places the organism in Eukaryota, Metazoa, Chordata, Actinopteri, Salmoniformes, Salmonidae.